AUGGGAAUCCUCCUGGACUAUAAUCAGACUACGCCCCAAAUACUUCGAAAAUGUCUUAGUGGUAUUUUGCUUCGUUACGAUUACGGUGUUGUUUUCCGGGAAACUGUCUACGGUUGCACAAAGAAACGCAUCGCAAAUAUCGGUAACAUUCGCGAUAAUGGAGACUCAGAUGAUAAGAAAGAGAAAAAUAGAUAUGUAUCCCUCAUGAGGAGCAGAAAAGAAAAGAAAACAAACGUAUACCCGAAAGGGUUCAUAAUAUUUCUAUUCCGGAGAUACAUAUUAAAUGGGCGAGUGCAUAAUUCAUCACGGGUCUUACAAAUUACUGGCACUCUCGAAGUAAGAAUUAUGGGCGACUUCGAAUGCAUGUGUGGUGUAUGCGAAUGCUUUAAGGUAGCGUUGAAUUCAAAUGUCCUCGAACGUGCCAUAACCAUGGGAUCUGGUCGGAAUCGGUCAUUCGAUAGCGAAUUUGAGAGAGACAAGGGACAAUAUUUUGAGAAAAGUAAGCGCUCUUCGAACUUCGUUACAGGGAUGCGUGCUCCCAGCUUGCCCUCAAUUCUAUGUACUGAAUUGACAACAUCCAACCUGAAAGACACUAGUCAAUUCAAUAGCGUAGGAACCAUGAAAAUUGUCGCACAUGUCUCACGCGAUACCAUACCCAUGUACUGCACUAUUCACUCAUUAGGACUAGCUCCUUUCUCACCUUACAAUACACUCGUACAAUCCACUUUGUUUGGAUUUCAAUACCUUCUCAUGCAAGAAAAAUUAACAUGCUCAAUAGGCGACAAUUUUGAUCUAUGGUAUAUAUCAUGGUCAGGAAGAAGAAUAGAUGUUAUGAUGGUGUUGGAUCUCGACUCUAAGCUGAGGAAGAGCGUGUUCACGCAGAGCUUUUGCAUUUCUCCUAAGGCUGCAAUUUACGACGAGUAG
Molecule: messenger RNA, 924 nt
Organism: Lindgomyces ingoldianus
Lineage: Eukaryota; Fungi; Ascomycota; Dothideomycetes; Pleosporales; Lindgomycetaceae
Exons: 10
Coding region: 1-924 (307 amino acids)
Source: RefSeq, a predicted model, not a curated record